AUGGGUUACUUCGGUGCUGCUAAGAUCACUCCUGCACGGAGAAAUGUACUGGUCGACACGGAAAUUCGUGACUUAUUGGAUCAACUUGAGGUGCUGCAGCACAAGUUCACCAACUUGCAGGCUCGUGUCCGGUUGACCUCACGGGGUCGUGCUCGGUCUGUCGGUCGUCUCACAGGUCGUACUGGAUCGACUGUCAGUUUAGGUGAUCCGACUCGGGGCGAAAUGACCACCUCGACACCCCGGUUAACUUCGGCUGAGGAUGCCCUCGGACUGGAGAUGGGUCAGCUGAACAAAACCACUAGCCCCUCUGUGAGUCAACUAACUGAGACUAUGGGUGAUGGGGACGGUGAGCAACGGGCAGCAAUCUUGGUCGAUGAAGGUGUGGCGCAUUCGGAACCUAAUGAUCUCGCCGCUCAGCUUUUCCUCCUCGACUCGGGAUUAGACGUGGAUGUAGAAGUGGACGCGGAGCACACCCAAUCCAUUGGUACAAUUUAUGCGGACGCUUCGGAUACCAGUGUGCCCGUUGAACGAGAUCGGCAUCAUUUGGCUGUGGAACUGGCUGAGACCAAGGCUCGACUUCGACGACUUCGUGGUGAACUUGAGGAUCAAGCGGACCAACUAGCCGAGUUACACGACCAGCUGGCUGAGACACGUCGUGAGUUGAGUCAAGUGAAGGAGGAGCGCGCCCGUCUGGCCGAUGCAGCCCAUUCCGCAAGGCAUUGGCAAGACGAGGUGGACGCACUGCGUGAGACAGCCGAACGUGUAUCUCAGCUGGAAGCUGACAACGCCAAACUGAAGCAACGUGCGCAUGAGAUCGAGUAUUACAAAGUUCGGUGCCAACAACUGACUGAAGAUUUGGCCAUCUUAUCCGAUGAAAACGCCAAGCGAUCCAGUUUGAUUGGGCGUGAGGAGAGUUCAAUUGAAAAGGUGGCUACCCUGGAAUUUGAGUUGCACAAAACUCGCACUUUGUUGGCCCAAGUGGAACAGUUACGGAAUUCCGAUUUGGAUCAGAUCCAGAAACUGCGCGAAGAGUUGGGUCGAUUGGGAUUGGAACAGUCCGCGCGGCAACAGUUGCAAAAACCACACAUGGCUCACGAUCAAAGUGACACAGAAUCCACCGCAAGCUAUGCCAGCUAUACGGCUGCCUUGUCCAAACAGCUGAACGAUUCUGUCUCCCUUCGUUUGGAUCAAUUGGAGACGGAAAAUCGUCGUCUGAAACGGGAACUGGAGCAAGCGCGAUCGGGUGCAAUCGCCAAUUCGACUGGAUUCAAGGAACAUACAAUACAAAAACAGAAUCACCACAGUCAAUGGGAUACGGAAUUGCACAAAGCGUGCGAAGAACUGAAAGAGCUAAAGGGUUCGUGGGAUCGAUGUACACACGAGAUAACUGGGGGAAGAGAGUUACUGAGCAAAGCUCUGAAGCUCGAAGCUGAACGAGACAGUUUGAUGGCACAGUUACGCGAUUUGCGGCGCAAAUACCGACUACGAACUCGAGUUCGUCCGUCAGAUGAACCAACAUCCGCCGACGACGAGGAUGAGGAAAACGAGGAUGAAGAUGCAGAUCUUGGCGACCAAGAGCCGAAACGCAAAGUUGGCACCGACUGUGAAGAGGCAGAUAGUGGGAACAAAACAGGUGAUUCGACGGAAGAAACUGAACAAUUUGGGGGACUGGAGGAUCCAAUGAGGCGAAAAACUUUCAACCUGCCCGGGACAAGCAGUAGCCGAUAUCGGGAGCGUCGCCGAAAAACUCGAGCCAGCCUUGAAUCGGAAGUGAUUCGACUGGGUUUGGAAAUUGAACAGUUGGAGGAGACGAACAGACAAUUAACUAAUCAACUGACACAAUCGCAAACCGAGUGCCGGGCUAAAACGGACGAGAUUCAGGGGGUUAAACGUCAGUUAGAAACUAUGAAAGUUCAAGCUGAGCAUAACGUGAAUGAUGCCACAAAGUCAACUGAGCUCGAGGCUGAGGUCAAACGCCUCAAAUUGGCUCUUAGUUCGGCUGAGUUGGAAACCCGCAAGGCUCGUCGUGAGUUGCGUGAUAUUCAUGAAAAUUUGAGUUCUACCGAACAAGGCAAAUUGUUAGUAUCGAAAAUCAGCCACUUGGAAAUCCAAUUGACCAAAGCGACACAGGCCCAACAAACGGCCACCAGUCAGCAUGAGUCACGUGUGAAACAGUUGGAGCAAGAACAGAAUGGAUUAACUCAACAGUUAAGCGCCGAACGGCAGACAGUACUCACCCUACGUGAGCAGUUGGUCGAGGCAAAAAUCGAACUGCAACAACGAGGGAAUACACUGAAACAAUUCCAACUCGGUCUGGAGUCUUUGGGCGUGGACAAAGAGAAAGCACAGUCCGUGGUCGCGUCAGAACAAACGAACAGUGUGACCCUACAAGACUUAGUGAACGGUCUUGUACAGCGUGCGGUGGAACAGAAACAUGUGGAAGUAAAACAGUUGGAAGAACAACUUCGUCAAUUGCGACAAUCCCAGCCGACGAAGGAACCCACAACCGAAGGUUCCGGGGACAUGUUGAAUGGUUCGAUGGGCGGUGAGAAACAGACGCAGUUGUUGAUUCAGUUGAAAAAUCGAUUGAUCGAAUUGGAACGGGAGGUGAGCGAAGCGAAUCGCUUGCGUGCCAUGGUCGAGUCGGCACACGCGGCUGAGGCCCAUCUAACGGCCGAUUAUUAUCACUUGCAACGACUCCACGAGAAACUGACUCGGGACUAUGACACUCUGGGUCUGUCCUUGAAAGAGUCGAAAGAAUCCCAGCGUCGAAUGAAAAAUGAACUGUCCAGUGCAUAUGCACAAAUUGAACGGUUACAAUCGGCCUCCGAUCAGGUGCUCAGUUUGAAAGAAGCGCUCGAAUUUGAACGGGGAUCGUUGAAAGGUGAAGCAAGGCAAUUGGUAGUCCUCCGCGAAGAUUGUGCUCGACUCCGGGCUCAAGUGGACUCGAUCACAGAGAAUCGUGAUCGAGAACGAAUGGAAAAAACGGCCGCGGUCGAACGUGCUCGCGAGGCAAAACGUCAAUUGGAGGAAUGUGAGAACCGGGCUGGUCGAUUGACCCUCGAUUUGGACAAUCAACGGAACACAAAUCAGAAAAUUCAAAUUGAGCUGGCCGAUUUACGAUCACGUGUUCAAAGUUUACUGGGCCAAAAUCAGGAACUGUUGGCUUCCACACUGGAAACGUGUACGCACCGCGUUGCUGAGGAGGGAUCGUUGCGGUGA
Molecule: messenger RNA, 3222 nt
Organism: Echinostoma caproni
Lineage: Eukaryota; Metazoa; Platyhelminthes; Trematoda; Plagiorchiida; Echinostomatidae
Source: the annotation of a GenBank genome assembly